AUGGGAAGAGAAGAAAGGACAAUUGAGAGCGAAAAGGAAGAAACUGUCGAGUAUACUGAUGAUGCUAUUAAGUGCAAAGAGAAAGAGGAUACUAUCGAGAGUAUUAAUAGAUUGGUUCAAAACGUCACAAAUUUUAAUUAUAAAGAUUUCGAAAUCAUCGGAAAUAUUGGCGAUGAACUAAAACAUGCCAAACAUAAGAUAUACAAAAAAUUGGUCUACUUGAAACCAUUGCAAAUUAAAAAUAUGCGAGCAUCAAAGGCCUUUCUUAAUGGGCAUCCGAAAAACAUAUUGCGCAAGGGUGAUAGAUUGGUGAUCAUUGAUUUCGGUCUGGCAAAGUCAUAUGAGUCGGACUCUGAUUCCCUUAUGGGUGGUGUUGUUGCAUAUACGGAUCCUAAAUUCUUUGAUGAUAACAAAGUUCGAAAAAACAUUCGUCCUGCUCCGAUUAUCGGCACUCCAUUUGAUUACUUGGACAUAUACAUCAGAGCUUGGCAUGAAAACCCCAAUGAACGUCCUGAUAUCGAGGAAGUCUGUCGAUUACUUGAUAAUGUCAAAUUUGAGCGUCGGUUAGAUGAGACAUACAUUGAUAAAAAAUUUAAUCAAAUAUACAUAAACGAAUCAAAUGGGAUGUCGGCUGAAAAUUCUAAUUAUAUAGAAAAUUUAUCUGACGCUGUUGAAUUUUCGGACUCAAUUAACGACGUGGUGCUCAAUACAUUUCAGCAGUAUAUGCCAAAGGAUGAUACGAAUUCAAUCAAAGUAGCAAUUUCGUCUGUUAACAAACUCCAUUACGACGGAAACUAUAGUGAUGUCGUAGCGAGCUCCAUUGGAUCCAAUUGUUUUGCUCACUAUCAUAUUCUUUGUGAUGAUAUCGAGGGACUUAAGUGGCAUCUUGAUAAUGGAUCGGAUGUGAACAAAACAUAUGGUCUGGAAAAACGUUUUCAAGGAACACUGAUCGAUUUCACCUUAAAAUAUUGUCAUAAUUGGGAUGCCCUUGUUCUUAUUUUUGGAAUGUUGAAAUCAUACGGGGCGAGCGACAGAUGCAUUUAUUCGAACAUGCAGUUAUUGUGUCAUAAUCACAUUAUUGCUCCCAAAGAUCACUCGGGCUUUAAGAAAUUCAUAAUUUGGCUAAUUAAGAACAGCGAUGAAAGUAUGAUUCUAGAAAUCAUAUCAUUGUAUUUGGAAAAUGAGUUCGAUCCUAAUAAUCCUUAUGAUUAUAAGCGACCAAAUUUACUAUUCUUAGUAAUCAAAGAAAAGUAUUCUCCAGAUAUUUUUGAAAUUAUUUUUAGAUAUAAUAUUAAUUUAACGGUUAAAAAUAAUAAUGGAUUGGAUGCGCUCGGAUAUGCGUCUAGGAAGAAAAAUAUCGAAGCCGUAAAAUAUCUCAUAAAUACAGGGAAAUUCACCGAAGCGCAAUGUGUUUUAAAGGCGCAUGAACAAUCGGGAUACUUUAGUAAAGAGAGAAAAUACCUAGGAGGGUGGCUAGAAGUAAAAGGAAUUAGAUAA
Molecule: messenger RNA, 1497 nt
Organism: Acaulospora colombiana
Lineage: Eukaryota; Fungi; Glomeromycota; Glomeromycetes; Diversisporales; Acaulosporaceae
Source: the annotation of a GenBank genome assembly